GGGUCACCCGGCAGGGACGGACUCGAUACAGCGCACCGCCGUACCGGCGGCGCGCAGUGUCGCUCAGAACACUGCACGGAUCAGACGUCGUCGCACCGUCGUGUCCCAUUCUAUAUUCCUAUAUAAUCACGGCAGCUUGCUUACGCAGUAACCGUAAUUGACUUUCGCGCUUCGAAAAUCUCGAAACUUGUCGUCAUGGAACAGAUGUUGCAAGGUCUGCCCAGAGUACGUAUAUUAAAUGGAUUUAUAUAAUUUAUUGUUAUUAUUCUAUUGUAAUACUUUUACAAAUAUUUUUCUCGAUUAUUUAUUAUUAAGUGUACACAAAUAGCUAUUUAUACGGAAUUUCGACCUAUAAUUAGAUGCGUUAUUAUAUUGUUAUAUUCGAUAAUAUUAUAUGGUAUAAAUAUUUCAAAACUAGGUGCACAGCGAAUGAUUCCAUUUCGUAAUCGUACUGUAUUUUAUAGGUACUGUGUGUGUACAACGGCCGUAAUUUACAGAAUAAUAAUAUCUCAUUAGGUGUAUUAUUAUAUUUAGUUGCAGGUAUUUUGAGAUUUGGGCGGUUGGGGGGGGGGGGGGGCGAGCAGGAUGGGGGGAUUUCGGAUCCCACGUCUCUCCCCCCCCCCUCACUCGUGCAGAAUCAACCAUAGCCAAAACCUGACCUCCAUCCCUGUUUGUUUUAAUCAUUUACUUAAUUAUUUUUCGUGAUGCAGAAUCUGUAACCCCCCCCCCCCCCCUUCUCCGUCCACCGAGUUUUAAAUUUGAAAUUGCAUCUCUCCUCUGUACACAAAUAGGUAUCUACACUUUUAUUAAUAUAACAUUAUAUAGUGGUCGAUUUUAAUAGAUCACUUAAGCCGCCGUUGAUAAAUUAAAGCAAGGCCGUUGCUUCCUUUAUAUAUAUGUGUUGGUGUGUAUAUAUAUAUAUAUAUAUAUAUAUAUAUAUAUAGAUAUAAAUAAUAAAAACGUUUUUUUUAUUAAAUUACCUACUGCAUCAGCGGCAAUGACGGGGAUAUGAAAAUUAAAAAAAAAAAAAAAAAUCGUCGACACAAAAGACACAACAAAUUCGAUUCAAUUUAAUUUGAUUAUAUUGUGCGCGUUGGAUUAAGUACCUUUAUAUUAUAUUACACGUUGUACAAUAUAAUAUUAUAGUAACACUAAAUUGUAAAUGGGUUACACAGAAUAUGAAGAGGAUGUAUCUGAGUGAAGUGGUAAGUUGUUAUUAUUUUACAAAUAAAAACUCGUCAAAUAAUAUUCUGAAAAAAAAAAUAAUGUACUCCGUGUCCUGUUGACAUACAACUGUAAAAUUGGAAUAUCCUUCGAAUUAUAUUUUAAGAAUAAUUAUUUUUUGAACUAAAAAAAUUAAUUUAGCGCGUCUAUAGUAAUUAGGUAACCUACUUUACAAGUUUGGCUACAGAUGGCGACACCAUAUGACCAUCGUAUUCGUUUUUAGGGAGGGGUCCUCCGGGAGUAUUGUACCAUCCCACCACCCAUCCCGCCACCAGUGGCGCCGAAGUAGGUUAGGCCUAAACAAGCCCGAUUAAUAUAUUGUAUAAAUUAUAUUACAUGAUUCAUAGUAUUAUUUUUUAUAUUUAUAUUUUCUACAAAUACUACUCAAAUUAUGUACAUUUUUCAUCUUUGGCACCACCCACCGCCCAUUCACCACCCACCUCCCAUCCACCACCCACCGCCAACUCGCCACCCACCGCCCACCUACCGCCAACUCACCACCCACCGCCCACCUACCGCCAACUCACCACCUACCGCCAACUCACCACCCACCGCCUACCCACCACCAAAAAAUUUGCUCCCAUAUUUUUCAGAUGGUGGGAUAGGGUGGUUGAACCCCGAAAACCCCUUCGCCGGAGCUCCUAAUAUUUUUAAAACAUGACGUCAUACCUAUAAGUACCUAUACAAUGUUUACAAGAAUCGAAAUUGAAACCAUAUGUAAGUAUAGAUUAGGUUUUAUCACCCUUAUCCCAUUGAAAAUUAUAAAUAAAACUGAGUAUUAAUUUUGCAAUUUAAUCAUAAAAUUAACUUGAUUUUUUGGAUCCGACUUUUAAAUUAUCAUAUUCGGGUCAAGUAUACAGCGGCGUAUUCAUAGGGAUGGGGCGAGGUCAGAGCCCCUUCCUAUGGACUUUUAUUUGUGAUCCAACUGCAGAUGACGUGAUAAAUAGAUGCACAUUAUAUGAAAUACAGUAUUUUCUUAAACAUAUUUAUAUUAGGUAUAAUAAUUUCGACUUGGAAAUUAUGGUUCAAAUAAAUAUUUAUAGACAAAUUGGAAUUAACUCAGAAAAAGUGUUGGAUGAACUGGGUAAGAAAAAAAGGAAAAUCGGUUUGAUAUUGUAAAAUUUAAUAAGGUCAAUACUAUUAUUUUAAUUUAAAUUUUUUAAUUGAACCCCCUCCCCCAUAAAAAAAAAAUGUUUUGGAUAUGCGCCUGUAAGUAUAGGUAACCGAAGAUGAUUCUACGAUUUAUUCACGAUUGCUAUUUACCAUAUCCCGUCUCAUUGAAAAUAUUCCACAGCUAAUAGAUAAAUGAAAUAGUUUUAAAACAUUCGUUCUUAAUCUGUUCCUGUAGAUUUUAUUUACUUAUAUAUAUAUAUAUUUAUAAAAUUAGUAUAAUGGUAAAUGCGUUCAACAAAUAUACUCCUGACACAAUUUCUAUAAAGAGGGACGCACACGUCAUUCCUACUUACCCAAUAAACGCGUAACCCUUAUAACGUGUGUCCAUGGUUACCGCACCACUUGUAGAGCAUUUGCCUUUUGUUUUUUUCCCUCUACCAGCGGGAAGUUUCCACUUAACGAAUUGUGUUUCGCAAUACAAAAUUCAUAUUAGAACCCGUAGUUCUUUACAUUUUUUUGGGAAAGAAAAAAAAAAAUAAUUUUCAUGUUACCGUUUUUAAACAAAUAUUUAGAUGGUAUAUUUUAUACGCCACGUCUCACAGUGAGCCAGAAUUAGUUCAAAACGGGACAAAAAUAAAUAAUUUGUUGUUUAAAAAUAGAUAAUAUGUUUAUUAAACUUUGAUAGUAGUGGGAUAAACCGAAGUAGUCCAUUACAUGUUAUCGCAAAAUUAACGAUUAAUAUACCGGGUAACAAGCUAUAAAUAUACGCAUUAUUAAUUUUCUGUUUUCUGAUAUCAUUUGUACUCGUAUAUUACUCGUUUAUACUAUACAUUUAGACAUUAAACAUUUUGGCAUCAUUGAAUACAUCGUUUAGUAAAUAUUAGCAAUAAUAUUUUAUUAUUUUCUAAACAUUUUUAUGAAAUAUUCUGUAUUAUUAAUGCUAGUUAACGUUAUUGAAGUUCUAAAUAAAUCAUAAUUCACCAAUUAAUAGUAAUUAUAUUUCACUAUAUAAAUAUAAAAUGUAUUAGUCUUAUUUUUUUUGUUUUAUAUUAGAUUAAAUGUUGGGAUAAAAAAACUUUAUAUUAUGCUCGGGAAAAUACUCUAUCUUACAAUGAAAGUCCCGUAGAAAUUGGUUGAGCCGUUUCAGAGAUAAGCUCAGACAGACAGACAAACGCUUUAAUUUGAUUCAUAUGUGUAUAGACUGUAUUAAAAAAAAAAAACUAAUUUUUGAUUUUGAUUUUUAAAUACCUACUUCUAAAACUUAUAUAAACCCAAAUCAAAUGAAAUAUACGCCAAGAAAUAUUUUUGUCCCUCUAUGAACUCAUUUUGGCCCACUGUACGUCAGUAUAAAAACUCUUUAUUUUCUUUAAAUUAUGCAUUUAUUUCGAAUUUCGAUUAUUGAUUUAACCGAAAAGUUUAAAUAGUCUGACUACCCAACUAUAUUAUAUCUAUAUUAUGAACGUUGUACAAGGUAUACAUUAAUGUUUACAAGGUGAUCAAUUUAUCGUAAGAUUAUAAGUCAUUAUCUUGGAAAAUAUUAACUUUUUUCGGAAUUUAUCUUGUAAUAAUAAUAACUAUUAUUAUUUAUUUAUUUCUCAGAAACAAGAAUAUUGGCCCCCAAUGAGACUCUCGUGUGGGUGUAAGCCGUGGGGACCCAGGAGUUUAAUCUAUAACUUAAAAAAUAAAGUUAAAUAUAAAUUAGUUAACAAUUUGUACAAUCUAAAAUAUUAAACUAACAGCUAUUGUAAUAAAUAAACUUUAAAAAGUUUAAAUUAUAUUACAUAAUACUAAAAAAAAACUUCUAAACUUAGACAUAGAAAUAAAUAAUUACAAUCUCUCAAACGUAAUUGAAAGAGUUAUAGAACACUUGAAAAACAAGCUGCUCAACAAUUUUGCAUUUAUAUUAUUUUUUGUUAUCUUUAUUUUUGACGGUAAAACUAUUAUUGAUUCACAUUUCAUUUUAAAAUGUCAGCCUAUAUUAAACAUCCGAUAAAUAGAUGAAGUAUUAGAUAAAAUACAUUUUGGUGUUAACAUCUUUGAUUUCAGUCAAUCUGUUGUAGAUAUUCCACUUUUAAGUUUGGGUUGGAGGAGAGUAGUGUCAUUUAUGUAACGGUACGGCCCGCGGCGAUUUAAUCAUGCAUAAUUAAUAGGUUUCAAUUAGAAAGUCAAUAGUGGGUAAAGGUUUUACCCCUGAAAAUAAGGGUGACAAAAAAUAACAUAAACGUAUAAUUGUAGAGCUGAUUUUUUUCUUAAAUGUUCUCAAAACGAAUUCCGAAAAAGUUAAUACUUUCCGAGAUAAUGAGUGUCUUGCGAUAGAUUGAUUACUCCGUGUAUUAUGUAUUAUUAUAAGUUAUAACGUAUUUGUUAUAUUAUUUUGCUAUAAAAAAAUUGCUUUUCCAUAAAUAUGUUAGUAAAUUUUUAAAGUUUAGAGAAAAAUACCUAUAAUUAUGCAGCAAGCUGUAAUCGCAGUCGCUAAUUGAUCAUUAUUAUUAUGGCUAAUUGACUGUACACUUUUUUUCUCAGACAUUAAAUAAUUAAAAAGAAAUCACAAAUUUAAUGAAAACAAAAAGUUAAUACGUCAAAAUGUUCAGAAGAAUAAACUCUAUAAAAUGGCUUUCUUCAAAUUUUUCAAAAAUAAUAAAAUAAAAAGUUAUUUGAAAUAUAAAUAUGUAUUUAUAUAUACAUAUACAUGUAUUUAUUAUUUAUUUGUAAUCUUUAUCUCUGCAAUAUAAAAAAAAAAAGAAAUUAAAAAUCUUUAUUAUCCCCGGAGAUAUUAUAUUACUAUAAUGGCUAUUCAGUAUAUCUCUAAGACGUACACAUUUAUAGGGGGAGCAAAAUCCGCAGAGGAAGCAGCUGCAUACUCUAAGCUGCUUAUCCCGUAAUAGUCAUGCGUAGUACUAGCGUACUGCUUAUUUAUUUUAAUAAUAAUCAGGGCUCGUAACUAACUAAAAAAAAAAGGUUGUUAUAAGCGCAAUGACGUCACUCUUAAAACCGCCAAUGUAAAAAACUUAAAUAUACCCUAUAAAUAUUAAAAUAAAUGUAUACCUUAUGUACACUUAGAUGUCUCUAGGACCUGUCGAAACAAAUAUGCAAAUGGUUUAGGUUACGAAACCUGAUGUAUAUUAUAUUUUGAAGUCCUAUUAUAAUUGAUGAAAACAAAAAGUGAGCGUUAAAUUUCGGGCAUCGGGUAAUGGAGGACUCAAUGAUAAAGUAUUUUUUUUUUAAAACUGUCAAAAUCGUUUUAUUACGUUAUCAGAAAAAACGUUAUUAAUAGAUAGGGUACUAUUAUAAUAAUUAUAACAAUAUUAUUAUAAUAUUCUAUAUUAUAGGUUUCCAUGUUAUGAUAAUAAAUACAACUGAAAUUGUUUGUGCUCUAACAAUAUUAUUAUAUUUAAAUAAUACAAAUAAAAAUAGUAAAAACCCAUAAUAAUUAUGUGAAAUAAACAUUCAGAUAAUGAAUUUGACUGAUAUGUAUAGGCAUUAGGCAAUGUGUUUUAGAAUCUGUUUUAUAAAAAGCGUUAUCAAAAUUAUAAUAUUAAUAAACUGCAGUGCGCUGUGUUUUAAAUAUUAUAUUUAUUAUUAUAGUCUGGAUUUAUAUUCUCUUAAAACACCUAAUAUAUGAUGCUAUUAUUCUCUAGAAAAAAACUACAAAUAUACUUUUAUAUUCUUUUGGACUACUAGAAGUAUAUUUAUUUUUCUUUCACUUAUUGUUCUAAAUGUACAAAAAUCCAAUCUGAAAUUACUACCCAUCUUUAAAUACAAUGAAUAAACAGUGAAACAAUAUUAUUUAAUUAAUUAAUGUUUUGUUUUCAUCAGGAAAUGCGCGUUAUGCAAAUCAAGGGAGGAAGAGCAAAGCGCGAAUUGGCUGAAUUGGAAGACAAGGAGCGCUACGCUGUAAGGAAGCUGAUGGAGGCAAAUAUGAGGAAAAACAAGGAGAAAGAGGGUAAAAAACGAUGAGUGGGAAGAUAUUAUUGUCAAACACUUAAAACUUGACGAAUGAUGUUUUUAAUUAAAGUCUAUACCUACUUUAAUAUAAUAUAUAUACUAUAAACAUUUUUUUUUUAUUGACUAUGUUUGCUAUUACUUUUUUAGGCGUUAAUUAAAAUAUGUAUUCUAAAGUUAACUACAGUAGUGUAAUUUGGACAUAAUAUAAGGGGUUGCAAAAAUUAUAAAAAUAAAUAAUGUUUUAAUACAGUCAUAUUAUUAGUAUAAAAUACAUUAUAAAUCUAUAUAAUUCUUCUUAUAUAAGUACAAAUUAUUAAAAACUAUGAAUUAAAUUCCAUAAUCUUAUACAAUUCGAAUACAAAAUUCAGAAUUUUUAAAUUGUGACUGUCUCACUGUCGUUCUCUAUUUGAAUGUAUUUAUAGUGAUGACUUAUAAAUUUAUUAAUUAUAAACAUUUUUGUUUAAGUAUUUUUUUACUUCUUAAUACUUAUCAACUAAAAUAUUCCAUAACUUAUAUCAAAUAUAUAAUAAUAUUAAAUCAAAUAAUAUAUAUAAAAAUAGGAUGAUAGAAAGUUUUAAAUCUAAAACUAGAUUUAUUUUUAUUUAAUUUAUAAUACUGAAAUAGUGAAUUGUAAGUUAUAAUCAAUAAUAUUUGUAUUGAAGGAGUAUUGAUAAUAAUGUAUUAUAGUUUCAAUUUUAUCAUUUCGAACAUAUAUUUUUCAUAAUUAAAUAAUUAUUUAUUUAGGUACCUACCUAUUUUAAUUUUUGUUUUACUAAGGAUAAACCAUAAAAACAGAAAUUUCAUGGAUUGAAAAUUAAUACUUUUGCGACCCCUUACAACUCCCCCCACAUUACACCACUGGUUAACUAUUUCACAUUAUUUUGUAGGUAUUAUGUAUUUAUAUAUUUCAUUUGAGUUGAUUAUUUAUGUAUUGUCAUGUAUUUGUAUAGCCAUGUUAAAAGCGGCUCAAAACAGCUUGGAUUGCUUGAUACAAAAGCUUAACGAACGCAAGGCUAAGAGUGAAAUGAUGAUGAAGAAAAUUAAUCGUCGUCGUGGUAACUCUUUGAUGAUGGAUUUGCAGGAUAGAGAGGCGGCCGAGUAAACUAUAUUAUAAAUUAUUGUAGCCACCAUUAAUAGUUUAUGUCAGCAUAUUAUCAGUGUUGAAUUCAGAGAAUUUCUUUGGAGAAGGAUUACUUUUUUAUAGAUCAUUUUGAUGUAAAUACUAAAUUGGAAAGAGUAACAAGUACUGUACAUUUAAUAAAUACGUUUUGUUAACAGUUAUUUUAUUUGUCAAGGGGUUGAAUGAAAUUCUAAAGGAGGCAUUUACCCCCACCCCUAGAGUAUACCUGGAUUCAACACUGCAUAUUAUUAUCAUGAAAAUCAUUAACUUAAUUAUAAUUCGCUUGGAUAGAUAUUGUUUUUAAAUUUAAAUUUUAACCGAUUUUUUGUUUAGAAACCAUGCUGAGAUUACAAGACGUAUGAUGGAAAAGAUUCAAGAGCAAACUGAAAUCGUGGAGGUAUACUAUUUAUUUUAUCUAUACAAUUUAUGAUCAUUAAUUUUGUGUACAGAUAUUUUCAAAUACCUAUUUAUAUAUACCUACUCACAAUGGAGUUUUAAUUUACAGAAGCAAACUAGCAUAUUGAAACGCGCUCAUGGCUCUAAGGAUUCAUCCAAGUACUAUCGUUCCAGAAUCAACAAUUUGAAGGCAGAGAUUGCUAACAAGCAAAAUGAACUUGAUUCUGUGUUGAAUGUGUACAGUGGCGUGGGCAAAGUGUAAGUAGAAAUAAUAAUGUUUUAUUAUUGAAAUACCCAUAUUGUUAAAAAAAACAAAAUAAAUAAUUGUACGUGUGACUAAUAUUCAAGAAUAAAAAAAAAACAGUAGUACAUUUAUAGAAUUUUAAAAACACAUUUAGUGAACAAAAGUAUCCACUACUUGCUCCUUUUUUUUUUAAGAUUUAUUUAAACUUUCUUAGAUAAACAAGUUUCCACACCCACUUCCUCGAAAGUUUACAUUAUUUACUUGAUAACCCAUCUAUGGAGACUAAGCAACUGAAAAUUUACAUUUUAUCUACCUGCUUUGUAAAUAAUAUGCACACAUGUAAUAUGUAUUCUUAAAGGGUAUCCAGAGAUUUGACCAUAAAUCUAUAACAAAAAAAUUUACAAUCUUAAAUAUAUUUUAAAAUUUUUUUCUUACACACAAAGAUAAUAACAUAAAAGUCAUAAAUCAUUUUUUUUUUUUUUUUAAUAUUUAAAAGUACAACUUUUUUUAAAUAAUGUGAUAUGGAUUUUAUAUUUUCAAAUCUGGAAUUUUUUCGUUUUUAUAUUUUUUAAUUUCAUUAAGAAUAACAUUCUUUCAAAUUAAAGUUCAUUUUCUCGCUUUUACUGUACCUACACUUCUAAUUUUAAUUUAAGCCAUAGCCAUUGUUGAAAACCCUGAUAAUUCUACAUCAUUUAAAUGUUGUAUAAUUGAAUACCUUUUGAUAAGGCACUGAGUCGCUUUUACUAAAGUAUUAUAAAAUAUAUUAUACUCAUAUAUUCAUUUUUUUAAAAGGCCCAUUGUGGCCUGAUUCCUGGGCACUCAAUAAUUAUACUCUAGGCUAAGUUUUUAUUAAUUAUUUAUAAUAAAAUUAUAAAUAAUCCACAUUAUUAUGGUCAUAGUUUUUAUAUUUUUCAUAAUAUUUAGGACACUAGUGUUAUAAAUUAAUACCUAUAUAAUUUAAUUUUAGUUGCCAAGAAAUGAAGAAGGAGAAGGAUGAAAAGACAUCAGCUCGUGUCGAAAUGCAAGGAAAAGCUGCUGCAGUGUCAUCCGACAUUGGUGCAUUGACUGAGGACAUUAAGAAGUUGCAAACUAUUGAGUGAAUCACUCAUGGAAAACCCAAAUAUUCUUCAAGACAUUUCUUUUCCUUUUUUAAACAUUUCUAUAUGACUAUAAGAGUCGAUUUCCCUAUUUAAUUUAUAUUAUAUUCUAUACUAAAUAGAAAAAUUUUUAAACAUUUUACUUAUCUUCCUUUACUACAGAUUAAUAUUAUAUUCUGGAACUACUUGCCAAAUUUAUUCUAUAUAUUAAUUAAAUAAAAUAAACUAUACUCUCUCUCAUUUCAUUUAUAUGGUGUUUAUUUUAAAAAUGUAGCCUAAAUAGGUAAUAUAUUCAGU
Messenger RNA from Cinara cedri, 9436 nucleotides. The record is from the annotation of a GenBank genome assembly. NCBI's taxonomy places the organism in Eukaryota, Metazoa, Arthropoda, Insecta, Hemiptera, Aphididae.